Messenger RNA from Cuscuta europaea, 3023 nucleotides. NCBI's taxonomy places the organism in Eukaryota, Viridiplantae, Streptophyta, Magnoliopsida, Solanales, Convolvulaceae. The record is from the annotation of a GenBank genome assembly.
AAAAAUUAUGAUCAUGGAAUAAUCGUUACAUCUCAUUCAUAUGAUUGUAUUGAUUCUCUCAUUUCUAAAUGAGUAGUGUGUUGCUCAUCAUAAUCCUUCUGAAGCCACAAAUACACCCAUCAAAAGGAGAGCACUAACUUCUGUUUUUUUUUCUCUUCUACGUGCUCACAAAAACACAACAAAGAAGCACUUGCUCUUCCUCUGCCCAUACGUGUGCUUGUUAGUUCAUAAUCUAUAUUCCUUGUUUUUCGGGCUCAUCUUUUUCCAAGGCAUUUUGGGCAACGGUCGAAAGUUUCAGUCAAGGUAGCUACGAGUCUGAAACGUGGUAGGAUUAUCCUGGGAGCGAGCUAGCCAGACCCGUCCGAAUAGCUAUCGGGAUACAGGAGCUAUCUUUCUUCAAGGCCAGUCCAUUUUAAUGGGCGAUCCUCCGAUAAGUUUUCUUAUUUUCCCUCUUUAUUCAUUUUAAUUUAUUCUAAGUAUUAUUAUUGUUUUUUCUGUUCUUGCAUUUGGCGGUUUGUCUGGUGAUUUAUUUAAACUCAGAAUUUUUAUCUGGUUAAACUCGCAUUUUAAUAUCAUUAUUCUAACAAACUGUCUGUGACACUAAAAUAACGUAUGAAUCAUCUUCAUAUAAUAUAAAGUAACAUUGUGAUUCCGCUGAGUGACUGCAUGGGGUUCCUAUGCUUCCCUCCAUUGGACUGGCUUUGGCUUUGGCUGAAAUGGUAGGUGCCAAUAUGCCAUGUAAUUUGGAACCAAAUAUGGAGGAUAGCUUGUUAGGCUUCCACCGUUCUUCGAAGGGAACUUAUAAGGUGAACCGACAAAGCUGGCUCCAGAGUGGGGAUAAUUUGAGUAGCCAAAAUGUGAUGUAUAGGAUCAAUGAAUUUUUUUUUAUCAAAAUAAAAUGUUUUAUUAAUAAAACUAAACAAGUACAAGCUCUAGUGAAAGAAGGAUCAAUGAAAUUGUUCUGUUAAAUUUUAAUCCAUGCAUUUUGCCAUCAAAUUUCUAUUUCAGCAAAGUUUAAUAUAUAUCUACAUCAACCAGAUAAAAUAGGCCUACAUAGUUUUGGAAAAUUAAUGUAUUUCAAAUAAAUUAUUUAUUUUGUAAUAUAAAUGUAACGGAUGUUUAAUUAUUUGGCCGCACUAAUGAGUUUUGUACCAUGCAUUUUUCUCUCCUUAUUUUAAGGAUCCAAAACAACCAUCCGUUAUUCAAAUGGUUUUCUAUUCAUUGUUAUAUUAAUAAUAACUAGGGCUGUAAACGAACCGAGCUUUUAUCGAACUAUUCGAGUUUGAGCUCGGUUUCGAACCUAAUGAACCGAGCUUAACGAGCUUUUGAACUCGAACCCGAGCUGAGUUUUAAGUUCGAAAACUUAAUCGAACCGAGCUCGAACAUAGUAGUAUUUGGCUCGGUUCGAACUCGAGCCUAUCGAACACCUGGAAUUUAAAUAUAAUUUAUAUAUAUUUCAAAAUUUAAAUAUAAUUAGUAUGAUUUUUAACGAACCGAAUACUUGUCGAAUCAUUCGAGCACAAGCCUAUUAACAAGCAUCACCUAAAAUUUUAAAUUCAAGUAUAUUUAUCGAGCUUAUCGAGCGCUCGGUUCGAACAUUGAACGCCUGACGAACCGAACACGAGCCUCGUUUGUAAAGCUCGUCGAGCUUCGAGCUCGAACCCGAAUACCACUAAUUCUUUAUCGAGCCGAACUCGAGCUUUGGGUGUUCGGGCUCAGCUCAGCUCGUUUACAUCCCUAAUAACAACAAGACUCACUAGAGCAUGGAUUACUACAUACGAACUCUUCUUCUUCUCUGCAAACUUUAUCUUCUCAAAAGGCCUUCCUUAAAAUGAUUUUUCUUAGAGACUUAUGCUGGAUUAUUAUUGGAACUAUUUCCCUCGUAGUUCUGCUUCCGACUUCUAGUCGAAGGGCUCGUUAUAUCCUGGGGGGAAGAUUUCCGUUCACCGGAAAUACUUUCAGAGGACCGCCUUUACGCGUCUCGAGCCAGGAUGUUUUUUGUUGUUCUGUUUUGCAGGUGUUUCUCUGUGUUGGCUAUACUUAAGUUAUGGACUUGCGUUAACACUCCAGCAACUUUGAAUGAAGGCAAGACAAGAUGCUAUUGUUUGCCGGAGAUAGAGGGUGAAGCUCUUAGCCGGAGUACUGUCGUGUUUCCAUCGGCCAAAUUUGGACUGCCAGGAGCAAGUGAAGAACGAAUAUCCCCAUCACAUAGUUCUCACAAAGAUCGACCAGUAACCCGAGCAAGAUUGAGGUCCAUAAUGGAUGAAAUUCCAUGCUCUCAAUGGGAAAAUCAAAUCCAUAUGCUGUUGUUCCAAAAACCUGGUGCGAAGGAUCCAACUUGCUAUUACCCGUUGGACGCCCGCAAUCAGCUUGCCUUCAACCUUAAGAAACACUCGAGCUGCCCGUUCGCGAUCUCCAAUAAGUUUGCUAGGGUCGAAAACCUGUCAGCUCCCGGCUCUGGUCGUGAGGUCUGCUCACGUACUCCAAGCCAUUUGCUUAAUCUUCGUGGAAAUAAGGUUACACAGGGUCCCACUCUGCUUUGCUGCCAUGGACGACUAGAUCUAGGGGUGGUUCGGUACGGCAUACCGAAUAAUUUCUCUCAUACAUUUGUCAUACCAAAUCUUUCGGUAUACAAAAUUUAUAUAUCAUUACCUUAUUGAAGUUUCGGUAUACCGCAUUUCGGUAUAUCGAAGUUUCAAUUCGAUAACGAUAUCAAUAAAUUACUAUGCAUGUCUCUCAAUACAACAAAUUAUCAUAGACUAACAAAAUAUACUAAAUCAGUGUUACUAGCGAUAUAUUUAAUCAAUUAUUAAAAUGUUACAAAAUACAAUUGAUAAUCUAUUGAUGUCAUAUUCAAUAUUGAACAAUAAUUAUUUAGCAGUUCAACACAGUGUUCUAAAAAGCGGCCAAAGGCGCCGCAAAGGCGGCCUAAUAAAAAAUCCAGAACCAAGAUUCAACUAUUUGACCACAUUUAGGCCCAUUGGAGACCUAAAUGCCAAUUUAAUUAGGCCCGCAUAUGUAAA